Molecule: messenger RNA, 2405 nt
Organism: Paecilomyces variotii
Lineage: Eukaryota; Fungi; Ascomycota; Eurotiomycetes; Eurotiales; Thermoascaceae
Product: putative signal peptide peptidase
Exons: 1
Coding region: 323-2182 (619 amino acids)
Biological process (GO): membrane protein proteolysis
Cellular component (GO): membrane; cytoplasmic side of endoplasmic reticulum membrane; lumenal side of endoplasmic reticulum membrane
Molecular function (GO): aspartic endopeptidase activity, intramembrane cleaving
Source: RefSeq, a predicted model, not a curated record
AUACUGCACAUGGAUCAGCCAAGAUAUUAUUUUAUUUUCUAUCGAAUAACAUUUGGAGCUCUGUUUUGCGCGCCGAUUGACGACAGGGUUGCUGCCUUAGGUAAACAAGCUGGAGACUGGCCAGAUCUCUGUCCGCAGGCAACUCCAAAGCUGAGCUUGAGCUAAGCUUUCUUAUACCCAUAUGCAAAACAUGGCUUGAAUCGCAACGCGAACAGUCUGGAGAAAAUAUCAGUCGCAUACGUUAGAGCUGCCGUUACUUUCUUGUGCAUCGUCAUUCCUUACUGCUCUGUUGCUUUGUCCCCGCAAGGCCUGACAGCCCGCGAUGGCCGCCGUCAGUCCUCUCGCGGAGUUCCUUGGGCAAGCGAUUUACCAGUUCGAAAUACUCAAACCCCUCCUCCCGACAUACGGACAUCUUCUUAUAUCUGCCCUAUUCCCCAUAUACAUCGGCUCUCACGCCUCGCUGUCACGACCGUCAUCAGCUGCGAAGCCUUCGAAAUCUCGAAAGAAGGAACAUGAAUCAAGUAGCGAGGAAGACAAUGAGGAAGAGGGAGGAGGACCCAUUCAAAAAAUGGAGGGCUUGGAGCCAUCGGAUGCACUCAUGUUCCCUCUGAUGGCAGGGUUGACACUGGGAGGGCUAUAUCUCGUCAUCAAAUGGCUUGAAGACCCAGCGAUCUUGAAUAAGAUCCUGAGCUUUUAUUUCUCUCAGAUGGGACUAUUCUUUGCCAUUGCCUUCUUGAAAGACAGCCUGUUAGUGGUGAGAUCAUUUCUGUUUCCCUCACGAUAUAAGUAUGCUGGGAAGAUCUGGAAAGUCAAGCAAUCGCAACACAUUUUCACCAGUGCUGGCGAGGUUCGACAGUCACCUCUUCCAGGGUUUCUGUCGGCGCUGCCUCUGCCGAAAUUGGCCAGAGACAUACUCUGGUCUUGUCGUGGUAUCGCUUACCAGAAGGCUAAGUUUCGAUUACGGGUGCGCCGCGUGGGAGACAUAAAAUGUCGUUUCGGGAUACUUGACAUUCUAAGCGGCUUUGCUGCACUAUGCGCCGUUGGCUACUUUGCUUUCGUGACAAAGCCCUGGUGGCUUACGAACUUUCUGGGAUUUAGCUUCUGCUAUGGUGCUUUGCAAUUCAUGUCUCCGUCGACUUUCUGGACGGGAACACUGAUCUUGGGCUCUCUGUUCCUUUACGAUAUUUAUUUCGUUUUCUUCACUCCUCUGAUGGUGACUGUCGCAACUAAACUUGAUGUUCCGAUCAAACUGCUAUUCCCACGCCCGCCAGCUGAAGGGGCUGCUCCAGAUGUCGUCUCGUUGGCAAUGCUGGGUCUGGGUGAUAUUGUGGUGCCCGGUAUGAUGGUCGGACUGGCAUUACGUUUCGAUCUUUUUCUGUACUACAGAAAGAAGGGUCUGCAGAUCGCGAAAGAGGCAGGUGAAGGAGCAACCUUUAUAAGGCCUAGAUAUCAAACUGCGACUGGAGGUUGGGGUGAACGGUUCUGGGCCCGUCAGAGAAAGUCUACGCAAGCUGCCGAACUGGAGCCCCCUUACCAUGAUGCUCAGUCAUUCCCGAAGGUCUACUUCCAUGCUAGUCUGAUUGGCUACAUAAUUGGUAUGAUUGCUACACUACUUGUCAUGCAGUACGCAAACCAUGCUCAGCCGGCGCUUUUAUACCUUGUUCCGGGUGUUCUUAUCUCACUAUGGGGAACCGCCUUCUUCAGAGGAGAGAUCACUCCCAUGUGGAAUUUCUCCGACGCUGAAGAGGAAGAUGAAGAAGAUGCCAAGAAACGUGAAUAUAAAGAGGCCAAUGAGCAGAAGCCGAAAGCACCCAAGGGAAGCUUGUUUUCUCGUCUGCUUUCCGGUGACAUUAAAGCUUUAUCUGAGGAGCCUGAGAAUACUACCGGAUCAAGGUCGGAAACAAAAGAUGUCGUUUCUGCCACAGAUCAAGGCACCGAGCACUCAGAGGGCGAGUCUUCAGAAAAGACGCGCAGAUCCUCUAAGAAUUGUGAUGAAGAUGAUAAAUCUGACGAACUUAUCCUGUUCUCUAUCUCUCUGCCCCGGAGAAAGAAGUCUCGACAGAAGGGAAAUUUGGAAUCAGAGACCAAUUCUGGCCAACGCAGUUCAACCUCUGUGGUGCCGCGUGAUGGCGAACCCCCGACUAAGAGGCUUCGACGGAGCCCCAGAGGACAACAAUCAUAAUUCGAAUCUUGAAGACUGACACUACUUCUAUUUAAUCUCAUUUCUUUUCAACGGUAGUAAAACGUCAUGAGUACGAUAGCCGUUGUUAUCAUGACAGACUGCAUAAUCCGGAGUUCAGGUUAGCGGACUAGUAGAUGUAUCAUUCGUGUUCUAUGAGCAAAGGAUAUAUCGGAUAGUGGUAUCAUUAUGUAUGCUUUAGUGACUUUAAACCUAAUGGCAGAGA